This is a messenger RNA of Eimeria necatrix, 165 nucleotides long. RefSeq names its product roadblock/LC7 domain-containing protein, putative. Lineage: Eukaryota; Apicomplexa; Conoidasida; Eucoccidiorida; Eimeriidae. The transcript has 2 exons. The coding region runs from base 1 to 165 and encodes 54 amino acids. The record is from RefSeq and is a predicted model, not a curated record.
AUGUCAGGAUCUCAGAAUGAAGUAGAUGAAGUGCUGCGGUCGUGGUUGGCGAAUAACCCUUCCGUGGUUGGCUACGUUGUGGUGAACUCGGAUGGCAUCCCCAUUAGGCACCAUGAUAAACUAUCUCGGGAGCGCUCGCUUCAUUAUGCUGCUCAGUUGACGUGA